This is a messenger RNA of Myotis brandtii (Brandt's bat), 3503 nucleotides long. RefSeq names its product desmocollin 2 (gene DSC2). Gene Ontology annotation, molecular function: calcium ion binding. Bases 1 to 2694 code for a protein of 897 amino acids. Gene Ontology annotation, cellular component: plasma membrane; desmosome. Gene Ontology annotation, biological process: homophilic cell-cell adhesion. The record is from RefSeq and is a predicted model, not a curated record. The transcript is spliced from 17 exons. NCBI's taxonomy places the organism in Eukaryota, Metazoa, Chordata, Mammalia, Chiroptera, Vespertilionidae.
AUGGGAUCGCCAGGUAACAGUAUAAAUGACUGUACUUCACCUCUUCCAGAUUUUCAUGUUCAGAUCUUAAUAUGUGCCUCUGAUGCCUGCAAAACAGUGACGCUACAUGUUCCCUCCAAACUGGAUGCUGAGAAAUUUGUUGGUAGAGUGAACCUGAGGGAGUGCUUGAAGUCCGCAAAUCUAAUUCAUUCAAGUGAUGCUGAUUUCCAAGUUUUAGAAGAUGGUUCAGUCUAUACAACAAACGCUGUUCUUUUUUCCUCCGAGAAGAGACAUUUUACCAUCUCACUUUCCAACUCUGAGAACCACGAGGAAAAGAAAAUGCAUGUCCUUUUGGAGCAUCAAACAAAGGCACUAAAGCAAAGUCAUCCCAAAGAAAAAGUUCUCAGACGUGCCAAGAGAAGAUGGGCUCCCAUUCCCUGCUCAAUGAUGGAGAACUCCUUGGGUCCUUUUCCACUUUUCCUUCAGCAGAUCGAAUCUGAUGCAGCACAAAACUACACUGUAUACUAUUCUAUAAGCGGGCCUGGAGUUGACCAAGCACCUCUGAAUUUAUUUUAUGUCGAGAGGAACACCGGAAACCUGUUCUGUACUGGUCCCGUAGAUCGUGAGCAGUAUCCCUCUUUUGAGAUAGUGGCUUUCGCAGCAACUCCAGAUGGCUAUCACCCAGAAUUCCCACUUCCCCUGCUCAUCAGGAUUGAGGAUGAAAAUGAUAACUACCCAAUUUUUACAAAUUCAACUUACAUAUUUACAAUUGCGGAACAUUCCAGAGUUGGCUCCACCGUGGGACAGGUGUGUGCGACUGACAAGGAUGAGCCUGGCACGCUGCACACGCAGCUCAAGUACUCCAUCCUGCAGCAGCUGCCAGCGUCCCCCACCCUGUUCUUCAUGAAUCCGACCACAGGUGUGAUUACCACCACGACGUCCCAGCUAGACAGAGAGCUACUUGAUAAAUACCAGCUGAAAAUAAAAGUGCAGGACAUGAAUGGCCAACAUUUUGGCUUGCAGACGACCGCGACCUGCAUCAUUUGCAUUGAAGACGUGAAUGACCACUUGCCGACCUUCACGCGCUCUUCUUAUGUGGCAUCGGUGGAAGAAAAUACAGUGGAUGUGGAAAUCUUACGUGUCAGCGUUGAGGAUAAGGAUUUAAUUAAUACCGCUAAUUGGAGAGCUAAUUAUUCCAUUUUAAAGGGCAAUGAAAAUGGACAUUUUAAAAUUGUAACAGAUCCCAAAACCAAUGAAGGGGUGCUGUGUGUGGUUAAGCCGCUCAAUUAUGAAGAAAGACAGCAGCUGACCCUGCAAAUCGGCGUGGUUAACGAAGCCCCGUAUUAUAGAGAAACUACUUCAAGAUCAGCCAUGAGCACGGCCACCAUCACUGUUAACGUGAAAAACCAGGACGAGGGCCCCGAGUGUAGCCCUCCGGUGCAGACGGUGCGGAUUAAAGAGAAUGCGCCCGUGAAUACGAAGAGCCCGGGAUACAAAGCGUACAACCCAGACACACAGAGUAGCAGCGACAUCAGGUAUAAGAAAAUUAAUGAUCCGAAAGGGUGGAUCACGGUUGAUGAAAACACGGGAUCAAUUACAACUUUUAGAAACUUGGAUAGAGAGGCCGAGGCCAUCAGAAAUGGUGUCUAUAACGUUACCAUCCUUGCAACAGACAAAGUUGGAAGAACAUGUACUGGGACACUGGGCAUCAUCCUUGAAGAUGUGAAUGAUAAUGGCCCAGUGAUACUCAAAAAGACGGCGAUCAUCUGCAAACCCACCAUGUCCUCCACGGCGAUCGUGGCUUUUGAUCCGGAUGACCCUGUGAAUGGCCCACCCUUCCACUUCAGUUUGGAGGAGGAUUCUGAUGCAGACGCACAGAGAGUGUGGGCGCUGACAAAGAUCAAUGAUACAGCAGCACGUCUUUCCAAUCAAAAUGACCUUCCGUUUGGCUCAUAUACAGUCCGUGUCAGAGUUACAGAUAGACAUGGCCUGUCACACACCACUCCCUUAAAUGUCAUCAUGUGUGACUGCAUUACCGAAAACGACUGCACGUUCCGUGGGGUUCCCAGGACCGGCACCGGGGAGUUCAGACUUGGAAAGUGGGCCAUCCUCGCCAUCCUGUUGGGCAUAGCCUUGCUAUUUUGCAUCCUCUUCACCUUGGUCUGCGGGACGACUGGGGCGGCCAAAACGCCCAAAGCCUUUCCUGAUGAUGUGACCCAGCAGAACCUCAUUGUGUCCAACACUGAGGCUCCUGGCGAUGACAAAGUGUAUUCCGCCAACGGCUUCACCACCCACACGGUGGGCAGCGCGGGCGCCGGGGCCUGUGGCACCGUGGGAUCUGGGGUGAUCCACGGGCAGGAGACCAUCGAAUUGGUGAAAGGACACCAGACCUUGGACUCAUGCCGGGGAGGCGGGCAGCACGUGCGGGAGCCCUGCGGGGCAGGACCCGUGGAGGUGGACCCCGGCAGAUACACCUACUCCGAGUGGCGCAGCUUCACCCAGCCCCGCCUCGGCGAGAAAGUGCAGCUGUGCGAUCAGGAUGACAGUCACGAACACGCCCAGGACUACGUCCUCACCUACAGCUACGAGGGCCAGGGCUCCGCAGCCGGCUCUGUGGGCUGCUGCAGCGAACGGCAGGAAGACGAUCGCCUGGACUUUUUGGAUCAUUUGGAGCCCAAGUUUAGGACGCUGGCAGAAGCAUGCGUGAAGAGAUGAGUGCAUCCCGAUAAGUCUACCAAAGCCAGUGGCUUUAGCGCCUUUUCUUUCUUUUCAUUUUUUAUUUUUAUUAAAUUAAAGACCAGGGUUGGGUUUUUUGUUCUUGUUUUCAAUAGAAGACACUAUGCUUGAGUGGGGGCUACCCUUUUGUUCUGAUGGAAUGUCUGUCGAGAAAUGCACAGUGAGGGAGAAAUGCUGUGAGUGAGUGCACACAUUUCUCAGGGCUUCACAUAGUUUUCAGUUACUUGUCUUCCACCCCAAGAGACCCACAGAAAUAGGAAGAUUAAGGUAGUCUGCGUUAUUGUUUACAUUUUGGUAUAAUGACAACAACCACUUUACAGUGCAAUAAAAAUGAUUAAUGUAAGUCUUGAUCGUAGGCUACUUAAAGUAUUGCCUAAUAGAAACGUUGUGGAGACCUUGCUUUAACGUCAUCUCCUGUUACCUACUUAAUUGUUUGUGUGGUGCUCGAAGACUGUUGUACUCCUAACCACUCUAAAGUGUAUAUAUAUACUGUUUACUGCAUUAUUGAUGUUUUUUAUUCUUACAACAAGACCUUUCUUCAAAAUGCAAAGGGAGAUUCCCAACCAGGCGUUGACUGUUAUAACUGUUCCAUUUUGGUCGAGUUGAGUUUCUAGGUUGUAUUCUGUAGGAAAUCUUGCACUGAGUCUAUGUUGCCUCUGUUUCCCACCUUGUCAGCAAAAGUUAGGUUUAAAAAGUGCUUUAAGAAUGUAUUUUUAGCCCUACCUGGUUUGGCUCAGUGGAUAGAGCGUCGGCCUGCGGACUGAAAGGUCCCAGGUUCGAUUCCGGUC